UAAAGGGCUGCAUGUGUGUUCUUGCAAUCCAUCGUAUAUUUUCUUCGAAGGCCUGUAAAGUUUGAGGAAACAUGAAGCUUCAAUUCUUCUGAACGUAUGCUCCUUGUAUUCAACCGUUAAUCUCAGUUUGGUUUUGGAAGUUGACACUCCUCGACAAAUUACCUUCGAAGGUUUUCAUUCACCUGAAACUUUCUUUAAAAAGGGCAUUAAAGAUCUGUAAGGGAAAAUGCCCCAUGCUUACCGAUGGCAAUGUCAUAAAAUGUUGUAGACUGAAUAACACUGCACAUUUUCCACAAUCAUAAAAUGCCAUUACCAUCCACUACUCAUCUUAAUCUCACAGCAUUAUGUAGAGAAAGCCAGUUCAAGGAUGCGCUGCACAUUCUGCUUACUACACACAACCCCCCUGAAGACUACAUAUCUCAAGAACUCGCAUGCACAAGUUAAAAAUGUCCACACUUCCAUUGUUCACAGGCGAUUUGCAUUUAGUGCACGCACAACUUUUCACAAUACGCUUAUUCACAUGUAUGUCAAGUGCGGGAGUUUAGUGGAUUCCCGGAAGGUGUUUGACCGCAUGAAAGAACGAGACUGCUUCUCAUGGAAUACGAUUAUUGCAGCAUAUGUAAGACAUGGGUACCCGCACGAAUCAGUCACACUGUUUCACCGAAUGCAACAAACAGGUCUCCAACCCGACAAUUACACAUUUGCGAGUGUGCUCCCAGCCUGUGCCAAAAUGGGAGCUUUGGAGCAGGGAAUGGAUAUCCAUCAAAGCAUAAAGGAUAGAGGAAUUUUGUCGGAUGCUGUAGUUGCAACAGCCCUGGUAGACAUGUAUGCCAAAAGUGAAAAUGUAGACAAGGCGUGUGAACUGUUUGAAAACAUACCUCAAAAAACUGUGGUCACAUGGAAUGCUAUGAUUGCAGGAUAUACACAAAAUGGAUUUGUCGAAAAGGCUUUAGAAACUUUCAAGCAAAUGGAAUUGGCAGGUGCAAAACCAAAUUCCACAACCUUUGCCAGCGUCCUCACUGCCUGUGCCAAAAUGGGGGUUCUGGAACAGGGUAUGGAGAUUCAUGAAAGCAUAAAGGAUAAAGAAAUUUUGUUAGAUGUAGUAGUUUCAACUGCACUUGUCGACAUGUAUGCAAAAUGUGGAAGAACAGACAAGGCACUAGUACUGUUUGACAACAUGCCUCAAAGAAAUGUGGUCACGUGGACUGCAAUGAUAGCAGGAUAUGCACAAAAUGGAUUUGCUGAAAAGGCUUUAGAAACUUUCAAGCAAAUGCAAUUGGCAGGUGUAAAGCCGAAUGCCACAACCUUUGCCAGCAUCCUCCCUGCCUGUGCCAAAAUGGGAGCUUUGGAACAGGGCAUGGACAUCCAUCAAAACAUAAUUGAAAGAGGAUUUUCGUCAGAUAUUAUAGUUGGAAAUGCUCUGGUAGACAUGUAUGCAAAAUGUGCAGGAAUAGACAAGGCUCGCGAACUGUUUGACAGAAUGCCUCAAAGAGAUGUUAUCUCAUGGAAUUCCGUGAUUGCAGGAUAUGCACAAAAUGGAUUUAUAAAAAAGGCUAUUGAAACUUUCAAGCAAAUGCAAUUGGCAGGUUUAAAGCCACAUUCUUCAACCUUUGCUACUAUCCUCCCUGCCUGUGCCAAAAUGGGAGCUUUGGAACAGGGUAUGGACAUUCAUCAAAACAUUGUGGAAGGGGGAUUUUUGUCAUAUAUUGUAGUUGGAAAUGCUUUAGUGGACAUGUAUUCAAAAUGUGGAAGCAUAGACAAGGCGCGUGAACUAUUUGACAGAAUGCCUCAAAAAGAUGUCAUUUCAUGGACAGCAAUGAUUGCAGGAUAUGCACAAAAUGGACUUGCUGAAAAGGCUUUAGAAACUUUCAAGCAAAUGCAAUUGGCAGGUGUAAAGCCAAAUUCGACAACCUUUGUCAGCAUCCUCCCUGCCUGUGCCAAAAUGGGAGCGUUGGAACAGGGUAUGAACAUCCAUCAAAGCAUAAUGGAAGAGUCAUUUUUGUCAGAUAUUACAGUUGGAAAUGCUCUGGUAGACAUGUAUGCAAAAUGUGGAAGCAUAGACAAGGCACGUGAUUUGUUUGACAGAAUGCCACAGAGAGAUAUCAUCUCAUGGAAUGCAAUGAUUUCAGGGUAUGCACAAAACGGAUUUUGUAAGGAUGCUCUCAAAAUCUUUGAAUUAAUGAAGCUCUCUGAAACUCGUCCUGACAUUAUAAGCUAUACUUCUGUUCUAUGGGCAUGCGGCCAUGCAGGUUUAGUGGAUGAGGGCUGUACAUGUUUUAAUCACAUGAGUAACCCUUAUUGCAUUGCACAUACAAUUGAUCAUUAUGUGUGCAUGGUUGACCUUCUUGGCCGUGCUGGUUAUCUUGAGGACACCCUAAAGUUUAUCAUAAAGAUGCCAAUUAAACCUGUGGUGGUUGUGUGGACAUGUUUUCUUGGUGCCUGUAGAUCACAUUUGAAUAUAGGCCUGGGAAUAUUUACAGCUAUGCUACUUUUUGAUUUGGAUCCUAAAAUUACUUCAACUUAUGUUCUUCUCUCAAACAUGUAUGCAGAAGUGGGCAGGUGGGGUGAGGUUCAAAUUGUAAGGAGAUUGAUGAAAGAUAGAGGAAUUAAGAAGAUCCCUGGAUGUAGCUGGAUUGAAGGCCAUAAAAUGGUACAUGCUUUUUGUGUAGGAGACAGAUCACAUCCACAGACACAGGAGAUCUAUGCAAUGUUAGAAAAAUUGGCAUUGGAGAUGAAGGCAGCAGGGUAUUGUCCAGAUUCAAGACAUUUACUUAAUGAUGUGGAAGAAGAGGAAAAAGAAUUAUUUCUUUGUCAUCAUAGCGAAAAGCUUGCAAUUGCAUUUGGUUUGUUAAACACACCCCUUGGAACAACUAUUAGAAUUGUUAAGAACCUUCGAGUAUGUACUGAUUGCCACACUGCAACGAAAUUUAUUUCCAAAAUUGUUGCAAGAGAUAUUGUUGUGAGAGAUGCAAACCGUUUCCAUCAUUUUAAACAGGGACAAUGUUCUUGUGGAGAUUAUUGGUGAUGCUAAAUGAAGCAAUCUGAAAAGUAGGCUUGCACUAUAAUAAUGUGCGCCAUGUUGAACCUACAGUAAUAAUGAAGGACAAGGUUUUCAUUUCAGUUUCUAGAAUUUUUCGUUUUGACCACUUGGCAAUAUAGAUCAUGCUGAGGGCUAUCUAAAAUUAGAUGCAUUGGAAUGCAAAGUAGAUCACUGCUUAUAUAAACUGUUGGGGGUGUCUGUCAAAGACCUGUUUUAUGGUAACAUGGACAUUUCAUUGAAUUAUUUUCAUAAAACCUGCACAGUAUGAGAUGAAACGAGGAGUUGGGGGGUAUGGGGAGAGAACAGAAGAUGAGGAACACUUCAAUUUAAUGGAAAGAUGUUUAACUAAGAAGAAAUUUGAGACAAUUUGAUGGAAAGAUGUUUGACCAACAAGAAAUUUGAG
Messenger RNA from Cryptomeria japonica (Japanese cedar), 3443 nucleotides. Its product is annotated as pentatricopeptide repeat-containing protein At3g24000, mitochondrial-like. The record is from RefSeq and is a predicted model, not a curated record. Lineage: Eukaryota; Viridiplantae; Streptophyta; Pinopsida; Cupressales; Cupressaceae. The coding region runs from base 368 to 3025 and encodes 885 amino acids. Gene Ontology annotation, biological process: RNA modification. Gene Ontology annotation, molecular function: zinc ion binding; protein binding; RNA binding. The transcript has a single exon.